This is a messenger RNA of Pseudocercospora fijiensis CIRAD86, 5268 nucleotides long. RefSeq lists its product as uncharacterized. Gene Ontology annotation, cellular component: endoplasmic reticulum membrane. The transcript has 14 exons. Gene Ontology annotation, biological process: intracellular calcium ion homeostasis. Gene Ontology annotation, molecular function: ATP binding; ATP hydrolysis activity; P-type ion transporter activity. Lineage: Eukaryota; Fungi; Ascomycota; Dothideomycetes; Mycosphaerellales; Mycosphaerellaceae. The record is from RefSeq and is a predicted model, not a curated record. Bases 1 to 5175 code for a protein of 1724 amino acids.
AUGAGGUUACGCAGGCAAUUUGGCGCUAAGGGGUGCCACUGCCGCAAGCAAGGGCGGCAAGCUGCAUCGAACGGGAAAGAUUCUGCUGCUACCUACCCUGGAGGCUGCAUUCUGCUGCCAUUCAUUGUUCAAGUGAUGAUGACGAUAUUUUGGUGGCUGCACGGAGAGAGAGAGAGGCCUGGCAUACCCAUGGUUGAGUCGAGUCUAAAUAAUGCAUCCCGGACCGUCACCUCAUGCUCAGACGGAACGCCAGGCACAGAGUUCCUGAAAUGUGGGCACAGCGACAUCGUUCACCCGACAUCUCUGGGCAUCCUCGGAAGCCAGGUGCGUAUGAUUUUCGAAAUGUCAGUGCCACGUCGAUUAAGAAGCCAAUUUGCAGGAAAUAUGAUGGUGAUAGCUGUCCUGACUCGGUGGAACCCUGAUCGUCACAGAGUCGAACGGUCCCGCAGAAAGCCCUUCUUAUCGGCGCUAACGUAUGUGGGAAGUGUAAGCAGUGGCUUCAUACAUGUAAGAAGUCUACAGAGGGUUCGCAUCACGAAGGUGGUCCAGAAUCCCUUGGUCGCUCAUCCGCCAUGGGCCAGAGCAUCAUAUGAUAGAUUUUCGUCAUAUAGCUCCUGCAUCUCGCGACUUGGGACGUCUCUGGCCAGGCCAUCACUACUCGGUAGCCGAGUGUCCAGAAUUCGCAGCAGGCUGAAGCAGUCGGCAACUGCAAUUCGUGUACGAAAGGUGGAGCCUUCAGCGUUCGAGAGGAACAGGUGUUCAGGCCUGGAGAAGGAUGUUCUCCCGCUCGCGGGAAUCAUCGAGACACGUUCUGAGCCAUCGAUUCUGGGUGCGCGAAGAGUCUACAAGGGGAAUCGUAUCCAUGAAGUGCUGGUACAGUGCGCCCGGUAUCAGGACCUGUGUUGUCACUCGCCUCGCCUUGUCUUCCAUCUUGUGGUGACAAACUCCAUGCAAUACAGGGUUUUGGCGUGGUCGCGGUAUGUGCUGUGGCUUCGACGGCAUCGAGUCCAAAUCAGUACGGAGCAUCAUAUGGAAUUUGGAAGUGAGAGUCGAGAGGAGGAAGAGAAGACACACGGUCGGCGUAGACGUUCGCCGCGCGGUGAUGUAGCGCUGAAGAUACGUGGGACUUUUUGGAUUCGCCUUCCUCCUUCCUCUUCCGCUUCUCGACCGCCAUCAUGUAUGCUGCCAGCGCGACUCGGUAACUGCAGAAAUAUAGCGCUGACUAUGGCACGCAGGGCGAAAGCGCUCGUCGAUAACCCGACGAUCAAAUCGGCGUCACUACAUAAUCCCAUACCCUUCUUCUUCCACGCUUACAUCUGGCCUUUCGCCAUCCUCUGGCCCAUUUUCUUCAGCUUCUAUCUCUCUCAAGAGAGCUACGAUCAGUAUAUUCAGGGUCAAGAAUGGACAUUCGUCUUCUCGGGUAGUAUUUUCUGCCUGCAGUCGCUGAUAUGGUUGAUGACAUUCUGGAACGUCAACAUUCGCGCCUGGUUCACUGCGACUUCUGCAAAGAGCGUGCGAGACGCUGGCUUGAUCAAGGUCAUACCCGAGGAAAAUGCUGGUGCCAGUGAGAUUUGUACGAUUGAGAAGGAGCGAGUCUCAGGCAGGGAGAAUAUCAGCUUUUUGUUCCAGAAGAGACGAUUCCUAUACGAUGAACAGAAGGGAACUUUCGCGCCGCUGUCAUAUGGUAUCGAUCAAGACCCGAAGCCAACGAUCGGCACAUAUCAGCAAUCAAAAGGCCUCGAGAAGGCCGACGAAAUCGAAAGAUUGCAACAGUACUACGGCAAGAACGUCUUCGAUAUCCCAGUGCCAACAUUCACCGAACUCUUCAAAGAGCAUGCCGUUGCGCCCUUCUUCGUCUUCCAGAUAUUCUGUGUGGGGUUGUGGAUGCUGGACGAGUACUGGUACUACAGCUUGUUCACGCUUUUCAUGCUGGUGGUCUUCGAAAGCACUGUGGUCUGGCAACGGCAGCGGACUUUGACCGAAUUUCGUGGCAUGAGCAUUAAGCCAUACGAUGUUUGGGUGUACAGGCAAAAGAAAUGGAUUGAAGCCAAGAGCGACGAAUUGCUCCCGGGUGACCUGGUGUCUGUAAGCCGGACAAAAGAGGACAGCGGUGUUGCUUGCGAUAUGCUCCUCGUCGAGGGCAGCGCGAUUGUCAACGAAGCCAUGCUUUCGGGCGAGAGUACACCUGUUUUGAAGGACUCAAUUCAGCUCCGGCCUUCGGAUGCCAGAUUAGAACCUGAAGGCCUGGACAAGAAUGCCUUCCUUUGGGGUGGUACAAAGGUUCUGCAAGUCCAACACGGCACCGCUUCAUCAGAUGCACUAGAGACCGUGCCCCAGGUUCUUUCUGGAAUACCUCCAGCUCCAGACAAAGGCGCGUUGGCCAUCGUUAUCAAGACUGGAUUCGAGACCAACCAAGGUGCCCUCGUCCGUACCAUGAUAUACUCCACUGAGCGUGUCAGCGCCAAUAAUGUCGAGGCCCUACUAUUCAUCUUAUUCUUGACUGUCUUCGCCAUUGUCGCAUCGUGGUAUGUCUGGGAAGAAGGUGUCAAGCAAGAUCGCAAGAGAUCAAAACUCCUCCUGGAUUGUGUACUCAUCAUCACGUCUGUCGUCCCUCCGGAGCUGCCCAUGGAGCUGAGUCUGGCUGUAAACACUAGUCUGGCAGCAUUGAGCAAGUACGCCAUCUUUUGCACCGAACCAUUCCGGAUACCUUUUGCUGGCCGCGUGGACGUAGCUUGUUUUGACAAGACGGGCACUCUUACAGGCGAGGACUUGGUUGUCGAGGGUAUCGCCGGCCUCUUUCUUCGAGAGAAAGAUGCCAGGGUUAAGACAGAAGCAGAUGGUGCGCACAGCCAGCUCACGAAGAUCACUGACACGGCUUUGGAGACUACCUUGACAUUGGCCACCGCUCAUGCGCUUGUGAAGCUGGAAGAGGGCGAUGUUGUAGGAGAACCCAUGGAGAAGGCCACACUCCAGUCUCUUGGCUGGACUCUUGGCAAGAACGAUACUCUCGCUGCAAAAGUUGGCACACACAAGAGAGGUGCUUCUGCAUCAGACAUUGUUCAAAUCCGUCGCCGAUUCCAAUUCUCGUCUGCUUUGAAGAGGCAGAGCACCGUCGCCACUGCUAUCACGACCGAUCGCCAGACCGGUCAAAAGAAGAAAGGCACAUUCGUUGGUGUCAAAGGCGCCCCAGAAACAAUUCGUAAAAUGCUUGUUGAUGUGCCGCCCAAGUACGAGGAGACUUUCAAGUACUUCAGUAGAAAUGGCGCACGUGUUCUCGCUCUCGGCUACAAGUGGAUUUCCACGACUGACGAGAUUCCGCAAAAGAGAGUCAACGACCUGAAGCGAGAAGAGGUGGAAAGCGAGUUGCAUUUCUCAGGCUUUUUGGUGCUUCAGUGCCCGCUCAAGGAAGAUGCAAUCAAAGCUGUGCGCAUGCUCAAUGAGAGCAGUCAUCGCGUGGUCAUGAUCACUGGAGAUAAUCCUCUGACUGCUGUACACGUUGCACGCCAGGUGGAAAUCGUCGACCGCGAUGUCUUGAUUUUGGACGCUCCUGAGAACGACGACAGUGGGGAGAAGCUUGUGUGGAGGAGCGUUGAUGAUAAAGUUAACAUUCCUGUCGAUACGAGCAAGCCUCUCGACCCAGAGAUCAUCAAGAACAAGGAUCUUUGCGUGACCGGCUACGGCCUGUCCAAGUUCAAGGACUCUGCAGCUCUACCUUCACUGCUUCGUUAUACAUGGGUGUAUGCUCGUGUCUCGCCGAAGCAGAAGGAAGAGAUUCUUUUGGGACUCAAGGACCAAGGUUACACCACGCUCAUGGCAGGAGAUGGCACGAAUGAUGUUGGUGCUCUCAAGCAAGCGCACGUUGGUGUGGCUCUUCUGAACGGCAGCAAGGAGGACAUGGACAAAAUCGCCAAGAACUUCCGCGAGACUAAGAUGAAGGAGCUAUAUGAGAAGCAGAAAGCCAUGAUGAAUCGCUUCAACCAGCCCGACCCACCUGUGCCGCCAGCCAUUGCUCAUCUCUAUCCUCCCGGACCAAAGAAUCCUCACUAUGAGAAGGCAAUGGAACGCGAGAAUUCUGCAAAGGCGCAGCUUGAAGCUCAAAAGGCAGCAGCUGAAGACGGGUCUGCCAAUGGCGAUGUCGGCAAGUACACUCCACCUCCACAAGCCGUGCAAGAAAUUGCACGAUCUAACGGACCAAAAUCACCGCAAGAACAGAAGAAGGAGCGCGCACAGAAUGCUGCCAGCCAGAUGGCAGAGAAGUUGUCUAUGUCGAUGCUUGAGGACGAGCUGAACGCCGACGAGCCACCUACCAUCAAGCUCGGUGACGCCUCCGUCGCCGCGCCAUUCACCAGCAAACUCGCCAAUGUCGUUGCUAUUCCCAAUAUCAUCCGACAAGGCCGCUGCACACUCGUGGCGACUAUCCAGAUGUACAAGAUCUUGGCCCUGAACUGUUUGAUCAGUGCUUACAGCUUGUCCGUGCUCUAUCUCGACGGCAUUAAGUUCGGAGAUGGUCAAGUCACCAUCAGUGGUAUGCUCAUGAGCGUGUGCUUCUUGAGCAUCUCACGCGCCAAGUCUGUCGAGCAGCUUUCAAAAGAGCGACCGCAGAGCAACAUCUGGAACUGGUACAUCAUUCCAUCCGUGCUCGCGCAGUUCGCAGUACACAUUGUGACGCUGGUCUACAUCUCUAACGUCGUGCACCGCUUCGAGCCGAAGAAGGAUCGCAGUCAGGUCGAUCUCGAGGGCGACUUCGAACCGUCUCUCCUCAACUCUGCCAUCUACCUCCUUCAGCUCAUCCAACAGAUCUCCACAUUCGCCAUCAACUACCAAGGCCGUCCGUUCCGAGAGUCGAUCAAGGAGAACAAGGGCAUGUACUGGGGCAUCGUCCUUGUUUCUGCUGUCGCGUUCUCCUGCGCGACAGAAUUCGUACCUGAGAUCAACGAGAAGCUGAAGCUGACACCUUUCACCCUGGAAUUCAAGGUGCAAAUGGUAUCUGUCAUGAUUGUUGACUACAUUGGAUGCUGGACUGUGGAGAAAGUCCUCAAAGCGUUGUUUAGUGACAUCAAGGCCAAGGACAUCGCCGUUCGAAGACCAGAUCAGCUUGAGCGAGAGGAGAAGCGACGACAGGCUGAGAAAGAAGCAGAGGACAGAAAGAAGGAGAUUGAAGCCGGGAAGGCGUAAAUCACUAUUAGAUCACCUGCAUCAGAAAGCUGUACAGAAGGUACUCUGCGCCUACGUGCGCCAGCCACGUAUUCUGAGUUGUGUUUCACGAUC